Messenger RNA from Arabidopsis thaliana (thale cress), 723 nucleotides. RefSeq names its product NAD(P)-binding Rossmann-fold superfamily protein. The record is from RefSeq and is marked reviewed. Bases 186 to 509 code for a protein of 107 amino acids. Lineage: Eukaryota; Viridiplantae; Streptophyta; Magnoliopsida; Brassicales; Brassicaceae. The transcript is spliced from 2 exons. Gene Ontology annotation, molecular function: oxidoreductase activity.
GAUCUCCAAGAAAAUAUCUUUGGGUCUGUGGCUCAUAAUCAGAGGUGGCUAAGACAUUCAGACAGGGGUUUCAAAGGACAAAGUUAAACAAUUCACGUAAAAGUAUCUUUGGCCACCCUCACGACUAGUCUUCCACCUCUUGGCCUUAAAUAUGUGACCUUCAUUGAAGAAAAUAGUAUCCAGAAAUGGCUAAAGCAGAAGAAAACUUGAGAGACAAAUGUAGAUGGAGCCUUGGAGGCAUGACCGCUCUCGUUACCGGUGGCUCCAAAGGCCUCGGGGAAGCUGUGGUGGAGGAACUAGCCAUGUUAGGAGCAAGAGUCCACACAUGUGCUAGAAACGAAACUCAGCUUCAAGAAUGCGUACGUGAAUGGCAAGCUAAAGGGUUUGAGGUCACCACUUCUGUAUGCGACGUUUCUUCUCGUGACCAACGAGAGAAACUCAUGGAAAACGUUGCCUCUAUCUUCCAAGGAAAACUCAACAUCCUUGUAAGUUUAUGUAUAAGAGCAUAAUGCAUAAGGUUUUGAGCAAGAUCAAGUGAUUUUUUUGUUGUGUAUUUGUUGGAAGUGAUCAAGUCAUCAUCUUAUUUUAGAAGAGAUAUAUUAUAUAGUGAAGUAACUGGUUUAUAUAUAUUCGUAUCACACAUCGAAGAGAUACAAAUAUAAUUGUUAACUACAAAACAGUUACAUGUGUGUAUGUGUCUCUACAUUAGGUUGUCUUCUAGAG